This is a messenger RNA of Fusarium graminearum PH-1, 768 nucleotides long. RefSeq lists its product as uncharacterized. The record is from RefSeq and is a predicted model, not a curated record. Bases 1 to 768 code for a protein of 255 amino acids. NCBI's taxonomy places the organism in Eukaryota, Fungi, Ascomycota, Sordariomycetes, Hypocreales, Nectriaceae. The transcript has a single exon.
AUGGUGACAGUCAAAGUGGAAGUGGCUCCUCUGGCUCCUCUGGUUCUGGUUCAUCGGGUUCAUCUGGCUCUGGCUCUGGCUCUGGCUCUGGCUCUGGCUCUGGCUCUGGCUCAUCUGGCUCAGGAUCAGGAUCAGGAUCAGGAUCAGGAUCAGGAUCAGGAUCAGGAUCAGGAUCAGGUUCAGGUUCAGGUUCGUCAGGUUCAGGUUCGUCAGGAUCAGGUUCAUCAGGAUCAGGGUCUGGAUCUAACGGAUCGGGUCAAGGAGGUAGCUCUGGUAACGGAGACUCUAACGGCAACGAUGACGAUGAAACUGGAAGCGGCGGCGUGCAAGGCAACGGAUCUGGAUCGCAAGGUGAUGACGGCGAAGGUGAUACCGACGGUGAUUCAUCUGGAAACGGCGUAUCGUCAGGCUCAGGCAGUGCGAAUACCAAUGGAAAAGGCAGCCAACCAGGAGCCAACCCAGACGGUAGCUCCGACGGUACUUCUGGUAGUGGCGACUCAGGCGGCUCAAAAGGCGGUAAUGGAGGAGGCGCUGGAAGUGGCAAUGGUAGAAGCAGCACAAAGUCUGCUGGAACGUCUAAAAACACCAAAGGCGCCUCCAACGACGACUCUGACGAUGAUGAUGGCGACUCGCUCAAUGAAGGUACCCUGGGUGGGGGUGGUCGUCCAGGGGGUGAUGGUAAUGCGAAUGAUAAGUCAAGCCGCUCAUCAGGUCGCAAGUCAAGCACUUCAAAACGUUCAACCUCAACUAAAUCACCAGUCGUGGUGA